Podospora pseudocomata is the source of this 417-nucleotide messenger RNA. RefSeq lists its product as uncharacterized. The record is from RefSeq and is a predicted model, not a curated record. The transcript has 3 exons. NCBI's taxonomy places the organism in Eukaryota, Fungi, Ascomycota, Sordariomycetes, Sordariales, Podosporaceae. Bases 1 to 417 code for a protein of 138 amino acids.
AUGUUGGAACCCUUGGAAGGGAAGAUCAAGCCCUGCUUGAUCCACGGUGACCUCUGGGAUGAGAACAGCGCUACUGAUGAGGCAACUGGGAAGCCAUUUGUCUUUGAUCCAACGGCCUUUUACGCCCACAACGAACACGAGAUUGGGAACUGGAGGGCGGUGAGGCAUAAGCUGAGUAGGAAGGAGUAUGUGGAGCAGUAUAAGCGGUGUUUUCCGCCUGAUGAACCUGUUCAGGAGUGGGAUGAUAGGAAUCUGUUGUACUCGCUCCGCUUUGAUCUUCGGCUGCGGUUCUUAUUCCGGGGUCAGAUCCUCGAGAGAUGGCUAAUACGUUGGCUUAGUGUCAUGACCAACAUGAAGACUCUGUGCAACAAGUAUUGCCCAGAGGAGUUGGGCACGAUUGUUGAGCAGGUACCUUAG